This is a messenger RNA of Prunus persica (peach), 3954 nucleotides long. RefSeq names its product pentatricopeptide repeat-containing protein At1g74600, chloroplastic. Bases 314 to 2989 code for a protein of 891 amino acids. Gene Ontology annotation, molecular function: protein binding; RNA binding. Lineage: Eukaryota; Viridiplantae; Streptophyta; Magnoliopsida; Rosales; Rosaceae. Gene Ontology annotation, cellular component: intracellular membrane-bounded organelle. Gene Ontology annotation, biological process: RNA modification. The transcript is spliced from 2 exons. The record is from RefSeq and is a predicted model, not a curated record.
GCUUACCUUGGGAAAAAAAAUUCUGUUAAAAAAAUAAUUAUUGGAAAAAAAUUGAAAUAAUAUGAAAAACUAAUGUCAAGAAUGGGAUUCGAACCCAUGCCCUUUCGGACCAGUACCUGAAACUGGCGCCUUAGACCAACUCGGCCAUCUUGACUGAUUGUUAGCUAAAGCAAUGAGAUAAUUAUUCAUACUAGCCAAGCACGAGUAUUAUUACAUUUCUUCUCUCUUUUUGGGUUUAAUUACGUUCCCGCGUUUCUUCAAAAUGAUCUGUGAGUAAUUGACUAUACUUUCCCUUUCCUCUUCACGAACCCAAAUGAAUUCUCUCCUCAAUAAAAAACUCCACACCAGAAUCUCGCCCUUCACUCUCAAAUUCGUAUCCUCGCUUGCCGUUGUGGAAAACCCAUCUUCUUUUCCCAGUGAAAACGACCAAAGUCCCAGUCAUUUUGACCCCUUGCAGUUCUUCAAUGAUUAUACAAAAUCAAGACAGUGUACUACUAGAAACACUAAAAUCUUGCACACCCAUUUGCUUAGAACUGAUUUACUGCAAUCCAAUAUCUUCAUUGCGAAUUCUUUGCUUGAUUCGUACUGUAAGUCUUCUGCCAUGGUAGAUGCACUAAAGUUGUUUGAUUUUAUUGCUGAUCGAACUGUUAUUUCAUGGAAUAUGAUGAUAUCGGGUUAUAACCAGAACUCCUUAUUUGAGAAGUCGUGGGAAAUUUUCUGUAGGAUGCACUCUUCGGGUUUUGAGCCCAAUGAGUUUACCUAUGGGAGUACUCUUUCAGCUUGCACUGCCUUGCAAGCUCCCACUUUUGGUAAGCAGGUUUAUUCACUUGCAAUAAAAAAUGGGUUCUUUCCGAAUGGUUAUGUUCAGGCUGGAAUGAUAGACUUGUUUGCAAAAAAUUUCAGCUUUGACGAUGCUUUGAGGGUUUUUAAUGAUGUUUCAUGUCAGAAUGUUGUGAGUUGGAAUGCGAUUAUCUCUGGAGCAGUGAGAAAUGGAGAGAACAUGGCUGCUUUGUAUCUUUUUCGGCAAAUGUGUCGUGGAGUUUUUUUGCCAAAUAGUUUUACAUUUUCUAGUGUUUUAACCGCUUGCUCUGCACUUGAAGAAGUUGGAGUUGGGAAGGAAGUUCAAGGGUGGGUGAUUAAACGUGGUGCAGAAGAUGUCUUUGUUGGGACUACUAUUGUGGAUUUAUAUGCCAAAUGUGGAAAAAUGAAUGAAGCUGUCAAGAAAUUCUCACGUAUGCCAACCCGUAAUGUGGUUUCUUGGACUGCCAUCAUUUCAGGUUUUGUGCAUAAGGACGAUUCUGUUUCUGCCCUAAAAGCUUUCAGAGAAAUGAGAAAAAUGGGAGAACAAAUGAAUAAGUACACUGUUACUAGUAUACUUACUGCAUGUGCUAAAACAUCCAUGGCUGAAGAGGCAACCCAAAUUCAUUCUUUGAUAUUAAAAGCUGGAUUCUAUUCAGCCGCAGUUGUGGGGUCAGCUUUAAUUAAUGCGUACUCAAAAAUAGGAGCAGUUGAUCUAUCUGAGAUGGUGUUCAGAGAGAUGGAAAAUAUAAAGGAUCUGGGUACAUGGGCUGCGAUGAUAUCUUCUUUUGCUCAGAAUCAAAAUUCCGGAAGGGCAAUUGAAUUGUUCCAGAGAAUGUUAGAAGGAAGUGUGAGACCAGACAAGUUUUGUACUUCCAGUGUCUUGAGUAUUGUAGACUGUUUAAAUCUAGGGAGACAGAUACACAGCUACACUCUUAAAAUUGGGCUGGUCUCUGUUGUUUCUGUUGGUAGUUCUCUUUUCACAAUGUACUCGAAGUGUGAUAGUCUAGAAGAAUCUUACAAAGUUUUUCAGCAAAUUCCCGACAAAGACAAUGUUUCAUGGGCCUCAAUGAUUUCCGGUUUUGUAGAACAUGGCUGUGCAGAUCAAGCCCUUCAACUAUGUAGAGAAAUGCUAUCAGAAGAAGUUAUACCCGACCAGAUAACUUUAACUGCAAUUCUAACGGCAUGUUCUGCUUCUCGUUCCCUACAGACGGGUAAGGAAAUUCAUGGUCAUGCCCUUCGCAAAGGAGUCCAACAAGAUGUACUUGGUGGUGCAAUUGUGACCAUGUACUCAAAAUGCAGUGCUCAAAAAUUGGCAAGGACGGUGUUUGAUAUGCUUCCCCAAAAGGAUGAGGUUGCAUGCUCUUCCUUGGUUUCAGGGUAUGCCCAAAAUGGGUACAUCGAAGAGGCAUUGUUGCUAUUCCAUGAUAUUCUGAUGGCGGAUUUGACCAUUGACUCCUUCACAAUUUCAUCUAUUAUUGGGGCCAUUGCACUUUUAAAUAGACUUAGUAUUGGGACUCAACUGCAUGCCCACAUAAUGAAAGUUGGCUUCAAUUCAGAUGUUUCUGUUGGCAGUUCACUACUGACAAUGUACUCAAAAUGUGGAAGCAUUGAAGAUUGCUGCAAAGCAUUUGUUCAAAUUGAGAAACCAGAUUUAAUUUCUUGGACAGCUAUGAUUGUUAGCUAUGCUCAACAUGGGAAAGGCGCAGAGGCUUUAAGAGCGUAUGAGCUUUUGAGGGAACAAGGAAUCAGACCUGAUUCAGUGACUUUUGUUGGACUUUUAUCUGCUUGUAGCCAUAACGGAUUGGUUGAAGAAGCUUAUUUCUAUUUUAAUUCAAUGGUUAACGACUAUGGACUAGAGCCUGGUUAUCGCCACUAUGCCUGCAUGGUUGAUCUCCUUGGUCGAUCAGGGAGACUGAAAGAGGCUGCACUGUUCAUUGAGAAUAUGCCUAUUGAACCGGAUGCUUUAUUAUGGGGAACACUGCUUGCUGCUUGUAAAGUUCACGGAGAUAUGGAGCUGGGAAAGCUCGCAGCUGAAAAGGUUAUGGAGUUGAAGCCAUGUGAUGCCGGGACAUACAUCUCCCUUUCAAACAUCUGUGCAGAUGUAGGCCAGUGGGAGGAAGUCCUGAAGAUUAGAAGCCAGAUGAAAGGAACUGAUGUGAGGAAGGAACCUGGUUGGAGCUUAGUGUAAACUAUAAUUAUACUUUGAUUGGUUAGUCUCACUGGUGAGUGAUUAUGAUCUUUAUCGCAAAUUAAAGAAAAAUCAACUAACAAUGGAAGGGGGAGCAGAUCGACACAAAGGACUGCAAGCAAAUAAGAAUGCUUCACUGUAUACUAGAUACUAGCGUGUCUCGGUAAAUUUACAUAUGGCCCUUCUCAUUCCUUCUUUAGUUCGGUGAUUUCUCUGUGAUAGAUGGAGUUUGGGCCUUUUUCAUUUUGUCUCAAACUUUGUUUCUCAUUCAAUGUUUUCUUUGGCUCCGUAUAGCGAAAUACAAUCCCACUUUGGAAUGAAACACAGGGAACUUAUUCUUACUGAGCAUAUUGAAGAGACAUACCAAUGCCUGCUGCUUAAGUUUGGUAUUAAGCAGAUCAGAGGGCCAGCUAGUCAGAAAAGCCAAACUAGUGGGAACAUACCAAGCAUUCCAAAACAGGGGGGAUGAAAAUCCAGGUGCGUGGGCUUUAAAAUGAAUAAAAGGAAGAAUCACAAAACCAUCUUGAUGAAACUUGGCAUGCCUUGUACGCAUUCUAAAUGGGGAUUUUCAUGUUCGAUGCUUGAAUCAAAUGAAUCAAAGGUUAUAAGCCAUCCAUGGGAUAUUGACCUGGUUUAGUACACACUGCGUUGGAUACAGUUCUUGUUGCUGGCGAAUCAAUGAAGAAUCGGACUGCAGGACAAGGGAACUGAGGCAUUACAAUGCAGAGAUUGGUGCAUGGGUUCCAAUUCUCUUUUUGUGCUCAAUUUAAGGGAGACAUUAUUGGAGCUUCAACCCCAGUAUGAGUGCUCAGUUUUUUUUGUCCUCUUUUGAUGCUCUAUUUAAGGAGAAUAACAUCUCAAACUCUGAUCAUCCUUCUUCAAUGAUCAUAAUAACUUCUAUAAAAUUGUCUUCGGAUCUUUCCGAACUGUGAUGAAUGCACCAAGCUAUACAUUCUUGGAUCUUA